Messenger RNA from Glycine soja, 2268 nucleotides. Its product is annotated as protein EXECUTER 1, chloroplastic-like. The transcript is spliced from 11 exons. Gene Ontology annotation, biological process: response to singlet oxygen; singlet oxygen-mediated programmed cell death. Lineage: Eukaryota; Viridiplantae; Streptophyta; Magnoliopsida; Fabales; Fabaceae. The coding region runs from base 237 to 2168 and encodes 643 amino acids. Gene Ontology annotation, cellular component: thylakoid membrane. The record is from RefSeq and is a predicted model, not a curated record.
UGGUGACACCUCAUCGAAGCAUGUAACAAAGUUCGUCCUUAUCUUUUUUGUUGCUGAAUCAAAUUGUUUCUAGCCUCCCAACUUAUUCACAGCCUCAUGUUUAUUUGUUUGGUCAGAACUCAGAACUGAAGCGCAUUUCAAUCACCAGAGAGAACAAGUGGUUCAUCACAGCCACACGCAACCAACACACACGUUUUUUCUAUUUCUGUAUUUCAUUUCACCUUUGUUGCUUAAACAUGACAUUGACACAUCCAUCCAUGGCUUCCCUAUCAUCAUCUCGAACCACAACACAGUUUAACUUACCAAACUCCAAAUUGUGUUCCUCUCUUCCAUUCUCAUUCUCAACAAGACCCUCAUUUCUUUUCUCUUCCCUCAACAAAUUCUAUUCCUACUCCAAUUCUCUGCGCUGCUCUGCCUCCGUGGAAGACACCGAAUGGGAUUGGGAACGAUGGCAAAACCAUUUCCACGUGGUCGAUGAACAAGAGCUUCUCCUCGACAUUCUCAAGUCUCGCUUAGGUGAUGCUCUGCGUUUGGAGGAUUAUGAAGAUGCAGCUACACUUAAGGUGGCCAUUGCCACUGUAGCUACCAAGGACACUGUUGGAACAGCCAUAUCUCAUCUCAAGAGGGCCAUAGAGGAAGAGCGGUACAGUGAUGCAGCUUUCUUGAGAGAUGAAGCUGGCACUGGACUUGUGGGUUGGUGGGCUGGAAUGUCAAAAGACAUUAAUGAUCCACAUGGUCUAAUUAUUCGCAUAACUCCAGAGCACGGAAGAUAUGUAGCAAGGAGUUAUAGUCCUAGGCAACUUGCUACUUCUGCUGCUGGUGUUCCUCUAUUUGAAUUUUUUCUUACGAAGAAUAAAAAUGGUGAAUUUAAGUCACAGGUUGUGUACUUAAAGCGGAGAGAGGCUUUCCAUACUCCCCCGACAACAUCCUCUAAAGCGUUGGAUGCUGCUGAGAGAUUGAGAUCAGUGGAGUCACCUGAAGAUAGAAGUGAGCUAGUUGUUGGGAGUCCUGAAGAUCCUGAGGUUGUUGAUGAUAGGAAUGAUAACUCUGAUCCAUCUGAGGCAAUGCCUGGAUUUCAGAAUGUCUUGAAAGAUACAAUUCCUGGUGUAAAGAUGAAGGUUUUGAAGGUCACAACUCCAGACAAGGUAGACAACGAUACAAUAUCUAAGGUGAUUGAGCAGAUAACUGAUGAUGAAGGGAAUGAAGAUGAAGAUUCAGAUGAAUGUGCUGGUAAGGACAAUGAGACAGAAAAUCCAGAACUGAGUGAUAUCAAAACUGAAACUGAUGACGAGAUUGAAUUAAAUUCUAGUGUGGAAUCUUUUGAACGUGAAGAACAAAAUAAAAUUGCAGUCAAAGUUAUCGUUGGUGGUCUUGUUCAGAAACUUCCCAGCAGUUUGACUACUAGAAAUUUGCUUCGAGUUCCUGCUAAGCUGGAGAAAACCGGACAAGGUUCAUUUUCCCUUACCUUUGAAAAGGUAGCCAAUCAACAGGUUGGUCAUGGCAAAGGGAAGCCUUCAUCAGAUAAAUCAACAAAAAUUCAACGCCAAAAUAGUGUUGAUGGUGUUAUGGUUAAUCUUGCUAAGUUGAUUGGAAGGGGGAAGGUACCCUCGAAGGUGCUGAAAGAUUUGGGAGAAUUAAUAAGUCUUAGUCUUAGCCGGGCUUGGAACCAUGAACGAUUGUCAGGGUCAACAAUGUUCAGUCGCAUUGAAAUACCAACUUCUUUAGAUCCUUUAAAUGGUCUAUACAUUGGUGCACAUGGGCUUUACUCCUCUGAAGUAAUUCAACUGAGAUGUAGAUAUGGCCAAUGGCAAGAAGAUGGUGGGCCUAAGGAGCCUUCUGAUCUUGAGUUUUGUGAGUAUGUGGAAGCUUUGAAAUUGACUGGGGAUUCUUAUGUACCAGUUGGCCAGGUAGCAUUUCGAGCAAAAGUAGGAAAGAGGUAUCAGCUUCCUCUUAAGGGAAUAAUUCCUAAAGAAUUUGGAGUGAUUGCACGCUAUAAAGGUCAAGGGAGGCUUGCAGAGCCAAGAUUCGAGAAUCCUCGAUGGGUUGACGGUGAACUUGUGAUUCUAGAUGGAAAGUACAUCAAAGCAGGUCUUGUUAUUGGAUUUAUGUACUUGACCCCUGAGAAUCCUUUUUUGGUCCUCUUCAAUCGGCUGAGGCUUCAGAAAUAGGGUUUUGCUGUACAUAUUGUAAAUAUUGUAAAUUCUGUCUACUGAUUUUGCAAGUUCUCCAUAUUUAAGAUUUAAUAAAAGCAGUUACUAAUGAUAAUAU